UCUGGGCUUGGGCUUUGGGGGAAGACGGGGAAACUUUGAAAUGAGGGAUUGUUGCUAGAACGAGAGCGGUAAACAUUUUUAUUUGAAUUCUCUCUCAAGGAAAAAUUAUUGGGUGCUAGGAGGUACCAGGCAUUGAUCGAUGAGGUGAGUAAACACAGAGAGAGAGAGAGAGAGAGAGAGAGAGAGAGGAAAGGGUUAGGAUUAGUUUUCUUUUUUCUUCUCAAUCUUCAAAAACCCUUGGCAGUUGCCCUAGUUCUUCUUCGAUUCAAUCAAUCCCCAAUUCAAUUAUUAUGUGGUAGGCAUUGUUACCCACCUAUCAUGGUAUGUACGUAUCAUCUGUAUAUAGAAGACAGAAAUAGAUAAGCAAACAAACAUAAAAGAAAGAAAGAAAGUAAGAAAAGAAGUGGGAAAAAUGGUGGAAGAAGGAUCGGCAUCGUUGCGGAGAAUUGGGGAAUUGAUAAGGAAGGAGGUGCCAGAUUGGGACGAUGAGGUGAUGGUGACUGCAAGAUUCAAGGCGUUUAGCGGACAGAGGUCGGAUUGGGAGCCCAAAUAUGUUUUCUGGAGAGACUUGAUCCUUAAGCUCUCCACCCACCUUGGUGUCUUCCUCUUUCAUCCUUCCGAGGUAAAAAACCUUUGGUUCAAUCGAGGAGGCUUGACCCCUUUAUGCAUUGACCACGUCCUGCUUGAAAUGUAUAAUGCUGGUGAUAUUUUACGAAGAGGGGAUCUUGUCGAUCCAACAAGUGGACGGCUCUCACAAAUUUUGAGAAGAGUAGUGCAUCUGGUGGGUUUAUCUAGAGCAUCAACUCAGGUGGAUAUCAUGGAAGACCAUCUCAUUCUCUUGCCAGUAUUGAAGGAUAAAGCUGCUGAAGUUGUCAAAUCUAUAUCUGAAAGUCAUUGGACUUCUUCAUGCAUCAUUACAAUGAGGAAGUUCCAGGACAUCUGUGGAGGAUCCAAGGAAGCAUCUGCCAUUUUGAGUUACUUGUCAGGAUGCAGGAAAGUGCAGUACCUUGCAAUCAAUAAGGGGGAAUUCAUGGAGGGUGUCAAAGUCUCUCUCUUGCCAGAAGCAGUUUCAAGUAUCACAAGUCUGGAUUGUGAUGUUUUGCAUUUGAUUUCAACAGCAGAAAAACUUCAGCAACAACUUCAUGUGAUUAAUCAACGUUGGGAAAUGUAUAGAAAGUUAGCUUUAGCUUCUCUGCAAUCUGGGAACAAAAAAGUGGCUCUGAAGCAUGCAAGGGAAUUAAAAUUAUCCUCUGAAAGUAGAGAAAAAUGUACUACACUUCUCAACAGAGUGGAGGAAGUCCUCAGAGUCAUUGCGGAUGCCGAAUCCUCAAAAAAGGUUUCUGAAGCCAUCCAGAUUGGUGCACGGGCAAUGAAGGAUAACAGGAUCAAUGUAGAAGAAGUUCAGCUCUGUUUAGAAGAACUUGAGGACGCCAUUGAUUCACAGAAGCAAGUUGAAAAUGUUCUAGAAUCAACUUCAUCAUACACAGGGAUUGAGGAUGAAGAUGUUGAAGAUGAGUUCAAGAAACUGGAGCUGGAGUUGGAAGUUGGAAGCGAUUCCUCCCAAGUUUGCAUCUCCGAAGUUGGGGUGAAGAGUGUGAGGGAAGAAAUGGAGGAUCAAAAAAUUGCGGAAUCGAUAAGUGAUGCUUUAUCAAAUCUUAACCUUGUGGAUGUUGCACCCAUGGUAUCAAUAACUCGGCAGGAUUCUACGGACUCAACAAGAAACAACUUAUCAAAAACUCCCAAGCUUGAAGCUGCAUAGUUUGAGCUUUUCUCAUUCUGUAAAAACUUAUAAUCAGAUUCACCCUGUAAUUUACUUACAGCUUGACUUUUAGAAGAACAAAAAAAAUUAAAACUUUUUCCAAAAUGUUGUUAAGACCCCAAGGAAACAUUUGUAAUUCAAAUGUACUUCUGUAAAUAUUAGAUUUACACUCAUUUGUAAAAUGCAAAAAAUGUGUGCAGAACAUUAGUUUUUGAUUUAUAUAACUUGCAUUUGUGGCCACUAUAAACAUA
This is a messenger RNA of Camellia sinensis, 2010 nucleotides long. Its product is annotated as SNF7 family protein. Gene Ontology annotation, cellular component: ESCRT III complex; multivesicular body; cytoplasmic side of plasma membrane. Gene Ontology annotation, biological process: vesicle budding from membrane; late endosome to vacuole transport via multivesicular body sorting pathway. NCBI's taxonomy places the organism in Eukaryota, Viridiplantae, Streptophyta, Magnoliopsida, Ericales, Theaceae. The record is from RefSeq and is a predicted model, not a curated record.